Molecule: messenger RNA, 497 nt
Organism: Diatraea saccharalis (sugarcane borer)
Lineage: Eukaryota; Metazoa; Arthropoda; Insecta; Lepidoptera; Crambidae
Source: the annotation of a GenBank genome assembly
UAAACCAUGUCAGACGAUUUUAUACCGUUAAACCAAAGUACACCUGUACACGGAAAAUGGCCAAGAAGAAAUCAAAACCAAAGGCAUUAUACUCGUAAUAAUCGUUACCAACAUAUUGGACCACGGAGAAGUGUUCAUAAUCAAAAUAGAUGGAGUAAUAAUUCUAUGAGAAAUAGUAGCUUUGGGACUGACUCCAACUGUAGCUAUGGCCAAGAUACUAAUCAAAGUAGCAUUGAUGCAUAUCUUCAUCCAUCCAUGCUUGAAGACCCAUGGGAAAAGUUGAGGCAGAGAAACAAUUCAAAUUAAGUAAGAAAACCACAAAGAGACAUAAUUCACUGUGUUUGUGCUCUGCACACUUGUUUUAUAAUACAGAUAUUUAGACUUUUUUAUUAUUUAGUUUGUAAUUCAUCAAUAUGUAUAAGAUUGUUUAUGAAAAUGCUUUCAUGUCUAAACUAACUCUGUAUAUCAAAACUUUAUGUUGAAUCUGAAGAAUUUAA